CUAGUUUCACGUUGAUCUGUAUAUUGAAGAAACUUAAACAAUGAAACUAUAGAAUAAACGAAAUAUGAUUAGUUUUCAAAAUGUCGUCUGACGAGGACGACGUGAUUUUGCUUUGGUGGUGGGCACGUCAAAAAAAAAUUUCAAAAAAACGUCGUUAUUGGGUACAUCCGAUAAAUGUAUCUAAUAUAUGCUCUAGUACUAGUGUUGUUGCAAAUGAAUUACAUAGUGAUCCAGAUAAAUUUAAAACAUUUUACCGCAUGAGUAAAAGUAAUUUUGAUAAUUUAGUACAUAUAGUUGGACCAAAAAUCUUCAAAAAAGAUACAAACUUCAGGAUUGCAGUACCAGUAGAAGAAAGAAUUUUAAUUACAUUACGAUUUUUAGCCACUGGGUGUAAUUUUAGAGCAUUGGCUCAACAUUUUAUGAGAGGAGAGACUACUGUUGGUAAAAUAAUUGCAGAAACGACAGAAGCUAUUUGGGAGUGUCUACAACCUACCUAUUUACCAGUACCAAGUUUAGAACUAUGGAAAAAUAUUGCUGCACGUUAUAAUCUAUUAUGGCAACUACCCCAUUGUUUGGGCUCAAUCAACGGCAAACACAUACGCAUAAAAAAAUUCAAUAACACAGGAUCAAGAAAUUUUAAUUAUAAAGGUUUUUUUUCAAUACAACUACUUGCUUGUGCAGACGCAGAUGGCUGUUUUAUCACUGUGGAUAUUGGAGAUUUGGGUAGAAAUAGCGAUGGAGGUGUGAUAGAUUAUCUCGUUUGGGUAGAUGGUUAG
This is a messenger RNA of Acyrthosiphon pisum (pea aphid), 776 nucleotides long. RefSeq lists its product as uncharacterized. The coding region runs from base 81 to 776 and encodes 231 amino acids. The record is from RefSeq and is a predicted model, not a curated record. Lineage: Eukaryota; Metazoa; Arthropoda; Insecta; Hemiptera; Aphididae. The transcript is spliced from 2 exons.